GAACCAAGAGGAAAAAGGGAAAAGGCGAGAAGUGUUCCCGCCGGACACUUCCGGUUUCGUCCCGGGGACAGCCAGACUAGACUUUCAUGACGUCCACUAAACUUUUGAGAAAUAUACUACAGUAAUUCAACACUUUGUAUUUUUCAUUAGGAGCUAACUGAAACAAACGUAACGGCUGGAUACAGGCGAGGCUGGGUCAAGAUAAACACGUUUUGCAUGGAAAGUAACGGAUGAACGUAACAAGUCAACACCGUUAACUACCGUUAAGUGCUUGCUAACUCGCUAAGCUAACUCAACUAUUCCAAGCUUAUGUUUAACUCGAACAAAAAAAAAACUGAUAAAGGUGUAAUAACCAGUUUUCAGAGGGUUACUUCACAUUCAUUCCGUUAACUUGAACGCAGCCCGGGGGAUUUUUGGUGAUGUGAUCCGGGGGGCGUGCCGUGACCCCGGCUGUGGGUGAUACAGACCGCUCCGCCAGGAAAGUAAACACACCAUUCCGUCAAGAUGGCCCCGCUCUCCGUGUUCCGAGUGGCGCUCCUGGUGUCGUUCUCCGUGCUCCUGACUGUCGUGCUGGGUUUGGGACUGCCUGCCCUGCUGAACGCGGCGAUGAGGAUGUUGGGGUUACCGGAGACGAGCGUCACCGAGUGCAUAGUUAUGCUGUAUUCACUUUUCGUGCUGUACGUUGCGACGCCCCGAAUUCCCAGAGGACUGGUGGAGGUGAAAGGGAAAGCUGUGCUGGUCACAGGUUGUGACUGUGGAUUUGGACAUGCGCUUGCAAAACAUCUGCACAAACUCGGCUUCACGGUCUUCGCCGGAUGUCUCCUCAAGGACAAAGGCGGAGAGGGUGCAAAGGAACUGGAGGAAUUUCAUUCGGAUCGCAUGAAAGUAGUCCAGCUGGACGUGUGCAGCGACGAGCAGGUGAACCAGGCCGUGGAAUAUAUCAAAGACAACCUGGCUGACUCAGAAAAGGGUCUGUGGGCUGUGGUGAACAACGCUGGCGUGUCGACCUUCGGGGAAGUCGAGUUUACGUCCAUGGACACCUACAAGCAGGUGUCAGAGGUCAACCUGUGGGGCACCAUCAGGGUCACCAAGGCUGUUCUGCCGUUAAUCCGAAGGGCCAAAGGCCGUGUUGUGAACCUGGCCAGCAUGUACGGGAGGAUGGGAAACAUCAUGCGCUCGCCCUACUGCGUGUCUAAAUACGGCGUGGAAGCUUUUUCCGACUGCCUCCGCUACGAGAUGAAGACCUGGGGCGUCAAGGUGUCUGUGAUCGAACCGGGGAACUUCAUCGUGGCCACCGGCAUCCUGACCCGCGACAUCGUGGCCAACACGGCCAACAAGCUGUGGAGCGAGGCGCCGGCGCAGGUGAAGGAGGAUUAUGGGAAAGGCCACUUCGAGCAGCACAUGGCGCUGAUGCGCUCCUACUGCAACAGCGGGCAGAAGGAUGUGGCCCCUGUGCUGGAUGACAUCACCGACGCCAUCACGUCCAAGCGUCCUUACACCAGGCCUGGCAGGUGUAAUGAUCCAAAUGACCACCAGGGGAUGCACGUGCAUCGUAGAAAACCACCACAGCUGUGCUCAUGUAUGAAUCAUUUGCAGUCUCAGAUAAUGUUAAUAGUAUUAAAAUCACAUUAUAGCAAAGCUGGAGCUCAGAGAAGACUCUUUUUUUUAUAAUUCCAGUAAAAUACAGCUGAAGAAAUGCAUGAAAACAGACAUCCCGUCAUUUAACGACUCAAAAACAACAGACUUUUUUUUUUUGUAUCGUUUAUUACGUCUUUUGAACACUCUAAUAAACUCUUCUAAAUUAUUACACCUGAAGACGAUCUCCCCUCCAUUUAAAAACAGUAUUAAGAGCAUGACAUUUAAUUUCACAGCACUGCCUUUUUAUCAUUCCACAGCAUGGAUCUGCUUUCUUCACUCUCUCUCAUACAGAAACAAAAAGAAAAGAGAAAAAAAAAAGCUUUGUGAGACAAAGAACACCAUAGAAAUGUAAGCAGCACAAAAAGCACCAAAGUUUUUAAACACGGGGGUCACUUGUUCAGAAUAUUAUCAAGAAACCAGGCGUAGAGGAUCAUCUCAGGCUUGUUUAUCAGUCGAGGAGCGAGUGCUUCGAGCUGCGUUGUAGUUUUUAAGUGGGGGGGGGGAUAGUUUGACAAACGGUCUCUUGAUAAUACCCCUUGCAACUGACUUCAAUGUCUUUUUUUUAAGCAGAUUUUAAAAUCAUUUCUGUACAGCUACAAGGCUCUGCUCAUGCGGCCUCCCCGUUGGUGUAAAAUGAUCCCAGUUCAUAACAAUAUCUAUGCGAGGGAGAUACUGUAGUUCUGUAUUUGAAUAUCAAGUAAAACAUUUAAGUAUCCAGGAUUUUUUUUUCUUUUCUCUUUACAUAUUUAAGUGGCUAAACUGCAAAAGUGAAUGUCUUAUUACACUAGGUCUUAUAUGAAAUGCAUACAGACAUUUAAAAAAAAAAAAAAACUAUUUCCUCGGAAACCAAUGACAGUUCCCAUUCACGACCGACAAUAUGUGAUACCGUUAUAACUUGAGGUGCUCAUAAACAUGAGAUUCAGGUCAUGAUUACAUCACACCUGGGGGAGGGAGGGGGGUAUGUCUCUGAAUGAACAUCACAUAUUUUUAUACUGUACAUGUAGGCAUUCACUGUUCAUUUAAGAAGUUAUACUUGAUGAAAUCAGCAAAGGUAAGGUCACUUGAAACUACACACAAGAUCACCUAAAUGGGCAUUUUAUGCAAGACCAAAAAAAAAAAAGAGAAGUUGGACAAUAACGUCAUGAGGAAAUACCCUUCUCUUUAAAAGGAUGUUUUCAGACGUUGCUAACUGAUCAGACUCAACUGAUGCACAUGCAAAGCUUUAACCAAAUAGCACGCGGAGGUGAUGAGAGAAGGUGGGAAGAACAAGAUAAAAAAGAAAAACUUUGGGGGUGGGGGAGCGGGCUAAACCUUUGGUUGACAGAAAGCUGUGAAGGCACAUUGAAAUCUCCUAAAUCCCUCGAACUGGGGCACACUGCAUUGGCGUUUGUCACUUUAAUGCUGCGUAAUAUCGCAGACGCUGUACAACCGGAAGUCGGGGAGGAAAUUUAAAAAAAAAAAAAAAAAACUGGGGUUGCUGACAGCAGUUCAUGACUACUGUAGGCAAACACUAUCUCACAUGAAGUGUCAGGGGGAAGAAAAAAAGAACAUGGCACCGAUACAACAGCCAGGGCUUGGGUGUAAUAAAUGACGGGAUUCCUGUAACCCAAAUACUUAUCUGGUGACUGAUAUUACAGUAACCAAAAAGAGGAAGAGGGGAGGAGGGUUACUGAGAAUGAAGGGAAUACCCGAAAAAGUGUCAUCAAGUUGAUGUAAUGGUUACAGGUCAGAAAGAAGUUGCACAGAAGAGGAAUAGAACCACUGUGAACUCUGUUUUGCUCAAUAUUCUGACUUCACACAUCAUUUCUAAAGAAAAAAGUCAGAACAAAAAAUUGUUUGAUUUUUUUUUUUUUUUUUAAACAGUGGCCUUCAUCCUAUUCCGUAGUAUCGGGACCUAAAAUGAACAAACAAAGCAGUCGAGCCACGCUGAGAAUCAUUCCUGUGACUGACAUUUUGAAGCAUCUAGUUUUAAUUCUGCCAGGUAUCGAGUCUCGACGCCAUCCUUUUAAAUUCUGGAAUGUUUUUGUCUAGCUUAAAUUAAGAUCUCAAACACUACUGCAGGUUCUAUAAUUAGAGCUCAGCCCCGCUUUUAAACCAGUCAUGAAUCAAACUGAAAGCCAAUUGUUUCGCUGUUAAUAAUGAAUAUGUGACCGCUCCAAAAAUAAGAGAGAACGCUCCGGCUCUCGUGUGAAUAGUGUGUCAAUCACCUGGAGGGGAAAAAAAUAAAAAAGUUCAUGUCCAUGUUUCGGGCAUGCCUGGAUUGACAAGACCUUAAAAAUCCCCCCCCCCCCCAUAAAAAAACAUCCAUUAUCCUCACCGAUGAUACAUCAGCGUUGGCCUCCGUUCAUUUUCCCCGCCCUUGUACAACUGGGAGCGGUAAUCCACAUAUUCUACUUAGUGGAGCAGAUUCUCCAAGUCUCCUCCCUAGAUUUGUUUUUUAGGGUCCAUUUUUCCAUUCCUCCUCUAUGAAAUCCCCUUUUCCUCCCCCUCCCGCUCUUUCUCCCCCAGCCUUCUCUCUCUGCACUUGGGUCCAACUGGCCACAGCUGGAGAACUCAUCAUCGCAAGCAUCGUGAUCAUCAUCAUCUCCCUGAGCCCGCUGCUGGAGCGGCUCCCUGCCGGCGCUGCUGCAGCUUUGAUUGCAGGCGCCGGCACUUAGCUGCCCUUCAAAACAUUCAAACACUACUUGGUCCAUUUUCACCCAAAACAAGUACCCAUUCAACUAGAGACCUUACGGUAACUACAAACCACAUGUUAGGCGCACUGUUUGCACACAUUUGUGUUCUUCUUAAGUUUGCUUUCACCAGAACUUGGCUGUAAGGAAUCGUUUUUUUUCUGAAAAUCUUCUAUAUAUAUAUCCCCCCCUGCAAGCAUGACCCCUGGAUGACCUUCAACUCCUCCAUUACUUCCAGUGAUCACUAAUUCAGGAGCAGUGACAUCACCCUCUGGGUCCUCCAUUUCCCCCUCCCAGCUUCUGGCGGGUUUGUCUGCUCCACCCCCCCUCCCCCCACUCCCCCUGCUUCCUUCUCACCCCCAGAGAAACGUCCCCUUUGGCAACACUGGGAGGACGCAUCAGCUGUCUACGAAGGGAAAACACUUUUUGACUCUUCACAUGACCUCUAUCCCCCCCCCAUCACUCACGCGGACUGUCGAAUUUAAUCUUUUAAGAGAUGGUGCGAAAAGGUGUGAGGACUCUAUUCUGUUUUUGCGUGCACGCAUGCAAAGUCACGGGGUUGUUGAGCCCCCCCACGGAGUCUGCGAUGCCUCCGCUUUAUAACAUUCACAUGAUAUGGAUACAGCAAUAUGUGAGACAAGCAGUUCUGUCGUACAAAAAGAGAAGUUGAACGACUAGUUUGAAUAGGAACCCUCAAAAAAAACAAAAAGAAACAAAAAAAAACAAAACAAAAAAAAAACAAAACAGAUGCGUGCGAUCUCUACAACCGUGAUCCUAACAGAAUUGUAUCAAUAAAUAUAUUUUGGUCACUUAAUUUUUAUUCAUGAUUAGCAGUUAGCAGGAGUUGUGGAUUAGUGCGUCCACGACCGUAAAGAACAAAUUAAGACAGACAACACGAACAGGAUUUGAAACGUAGACCUCUACAGGCUAGAAUUUGAAGUCGCUAACAUCUGCUAACAGAAUGCCUCAUAUGGGUGGUUGUCGUGUGUUGGAUACAGUUAAAAAUCAUCACAUUUUAAAAAGAAACUGUUAAAAAGAUUAUAUAUUAUGAACAAAAA
Molecule: messenger RNA, 5368 nt
Organism: Acanthopagrus latus (yellowfin seabream)
Lineage: Eukaryota; Metazoa; Chordata; Actinopteri; Spariformes; Sparidae
Gene: bdh1
Product: 3-hydroxybutyrate dehydrogenase, type 1
Exons: 6
Coding region: 505-1671 (388 amino acids)
Molecular function (GO): oxidoreductase activity
Source: RefSeq, a predicted model, not a curated record